Molecule: messenger RNA, 5514 nt
Organism: Vespa velutina
Lineage: Eukaryota; Metazoa; Arthropoda; Insecta; Hymenoptera; Vespidae
Product: peptidyl-prolyl cis-trans isomerase E-like
Exons: 6
Coding region: 2600-3706 (368 amino acids)
Biological process (GO): protein peptidyl-prolyl isomerization
Molecular function (GO): peptidyl-prolyl cis-trans isomerase activity
Source: RefSeq, a predicted model, not a curated record
AUUACCGAUCUUAGUAAGUUUUAUAUUGCAUAAUAUUGUACUUUCAAAAAAAUGAAAAUUUUAUUAAUUCCCAAUAUAGUACUCUAGGGUAUAUUACUUGUUAUACUCGUAUAAUAAAUCUCUGCAAUUUUGAAACAACUUCAAAAUAACUUUGCUUAUAAAUAUUUUAACUAUAAAUGAGUACGACGUGUAAGCAGCUUAUUAAAAGUUAUUUAAUAUCUUAUUAUGAAAAAUAUUUACUAUUUUAAUGGACACACAUGUAGUUUUAAAUGCUGAUUAUAUUAUUUAUUAAUUUAUGCAAAUAAAACUGAAAAUAUAUAAAAUCGGAAUGAAACGGGAAAUAUAUAUGAAAAAUUUUUAAUGACUUUAUUUGUCUAUCUUUAACACAUAAUUUUUAUUGUAAUUAUUCGUAUCGAUUGAAAUAUCUUCAUAAGCGAUCAUUAGGCCUGGUUAUGAAUAAUCGAUCGAUUUAAACACGGAAGCAUCAUAGACCAUUUAUAAAUUACGAUUCUACGAUAAUUUAUUUUCAAAUUUGUUUUACUUCACCACUGCAAUUUGGACAACAACUAAUAUUAGACGUAUCUCGUGGAAUAAAAAUUUGACCCCCGAUAGCAAAAGCUGCUCCCAUGACUGCGCUACAAGCAGCAUCUUGUCUUCCUGACAUUAGUAGAUUUGGGCUCAUAAGUAGCUGUAAAUAUAAAAGUAUUAAUUUUUGAAUUAAUUUUUAAAAAGACGUUUUCAAUUUUUAAAAACUAACUUGCUCUGCAUUUUUUUCUGCCAAUGUUUGCAUUUCCAAACCAGUUAUAUUAAUAUCUUUGUUUGACAUUGUAUUCAACAUGCCACUUAAUAAUUGAACUUUUAAAAUUUCUGCUAAUUGACACGAGCCCUGUGCCAAAUCUAUAACAUUUGUACUCGGCAGUGCAUGGCGUUUGUAUGACGCUGCUCGAACAGGAUCGAAACUUUCUAAGAGAAUACUAAGAGUUCUAUAAUAAAAUAUAAUAAUGUUAAUAUAUAUGGUAUUCAAUGACAGAUACUUAAUAUAUUCAAAUAGAUACCUAUAUGUUUUAAGUGACGCAUCGCGUAUACUUUUACGUUCUUCCAGUAAUCUUUUUAUAGAUUCUUGAAGAUCGGUCGUUCUUUGACAAAGGGCAGCCUUCCAUCUUGCAAGUUCUUCUACCAUUAAACUAUUACAAAAAUUAUUUUACUCGCUGACACUCCUUCUCCGGAUAAUUUUCUAGUGCCAUUGUUGUUGAUUUAAUUUUAAUUACCUACUAGCUAAAAAUUUACUCCUCCAAACUUCACAUUGUCCUGCUAACCAUUCCGUUUGUUCUUGAUGAGUACUAAGAUGUUGAGCAGAAUUUAAAAGUGCUCGAGCAAGCUGUAGCUUAUCUUCAGUAAGCAAAUGAACUUUAGUUUCAAGAUCUUCACCUACAGCUGCUACCAGCAAAUUUUUUAAUUCACCAUUUACCUAUAUAGUUAUAUAUACAUAUAUGCAUUACGUUAAUCAAAAUAAGUAAAACAAAUUAUGGCCCUAAGACAUUUUAUUAUUAUACCUGUGCUUGGAAUUUUAAUUGAUUUUCUAAUUGACUAUUCUCUUCUUUAAGCUUUUGAAUUUCACUUUCAUAGAUUUUCUUUUCCUUAUCCCAAUUAGAUUCUUCCUUUUUAUCUUUUUCAUUAUUUCUUUCUUUCUCAACAUUUGUAUCAUUAAUCUUCAAUUUAGCAACAUCCGUAACUGCUACAUUAAUAUUUGUAUCCCACUUGGAAUGCUUUUUAUUUUUUUUCUCAGCCGGAACAAUAGGGUUAACUGCUGCUUUGUACGGUUCGUAAGGUACAAAUUUGGGUUCCUUUGUUUUUAAAGAAUUUAAAAUUUGUCUUUUGCCCUUUGUAGCUGUGAUAUUUUUUGGAAUAAGAUUUACAAUAGUACCAGUGGGAAUAACUGGACCCGUUGAUACAGAUUGCUUUAAAUUCUUUGGAUAGUAAAUAAGACUAUCAUUAAGACGGCACUUGGAUUGCUUAGCCUCAUUUUCAUUCAUAACUACAUUUUCCAUUCCAUCUCCUUGCGUACGUCCAAUGCAAUCCAUUACCUGGACAUCUUAAAAUGUAAAAUUAUUAUUAUUACAUUUUUAAUACUUCACGUAGGCACACUUGAAAAAAAAAAAAAAAAUCAUAAAAGUACUUUCUAACCUUCUGAUUGCAAUUGACAUUUACUUUUGCGAUUCUCCGCAAGACCAGCCAUAUUUAUCAAUUGACAAAUUAAACAAAUAUCACAGCUUUUUAAAUAAUCAUAACUACUAAUUAACUCUUAAAAAUUAAUACCCGCAUACUCAUCACGCACAAUUCCCCAUAACUUAGAUAGUUGGAUAUUGAUGUAUCGACAAUAAUAUCGCAAACGAUGCAAGGACCGAGAUAUAUGAGUAUCAUCGAUACAUAUCUCGAUAUAUCGAGUGUUAUCAACGAUCGCAUUUUAAAUUUACGCGUGUACAACAAAUCAAUGUUGGAUUAUAAAUAUUUUUAUGAAAUUAAACAUUAAUUAUAAUUAUUAGUUAUAUAUAUAUAUAUAUACACACACACACACACACAUAUCUAUAAUCGUAUAAAUAUGAAAAAGAUCAAGGAAGAAAGUGAUAAAAAUAAAAGGUUGAAAAAUAAAAAACGUCUUCAAAAGGUGGAUAAUACUCCAAAACGACUUAAUUAUAAGAAUUAUUUGGAACACCUGCAGAAAGUGAAAAAUGUUGUUGCAAAAAUAGAUAACAAACCUCCUAAAUUUAACGUAGAAGUAUAUUUUAAGCCACGUCGUUUAGAAGUCGACGCCAGGAGGAUCAGGGAACUGGACAAAGAAAAUAUGAAUAUAUUAAAAUCUUUAAACAUUAUCACUAGAUUAGGAGGUGUCGUUGAUUGCUGGCAAAAGAAAUUUACAUACAAAAGUAAAUUUGAUAUUCAACAUUUAGAAAAUAAAAAAAUUAUGAAAGAAAAUAAUGCAUUGCUUAAAAAAAUCAAUCAGACAUCUAGUCAAUAUACUGCAGCAGAUUUAAUAAAAGAAUGGAAAUACAUGAGAGCAAAAUUGGAUGUUGAAAAAAAAAGGGAAGCCCAAAAAUUAAAAGGGAUUGUUAUAACACCAGGUAUGAAAAAGGACUACUGUAUGCUCAGUGAUUCAGCACUAUUUCAUACUUUAGAUCAAUCAGUUAGAAGUAGAUGCUUUUUAGAGAUCAAAGAUCAACAAAAUAAACAAAUUCUGGGAACAAUUGUGAUUGAACUCUACAUAGAUAUCGUACCUAAAACGUGUGCUAAUUUUGAAGCAUUCUGUCGUGGAGUAAAUGGAUUAUCUUACAGGAAUACUCCAAUUCAUCGUAUUGUUCCUGGAUAUUGGUGCCAAGGUGGAGAUGUAGUAAAAUUUAAUGGCAUUGGUGGUACAUCCAUAUAUGGAGAUAGUUUUAAAGACGAAAAUUUCAAUUUGCGUCAUGCUGGUCCUGGUGUACUUUCUAUGUAUAAAACCGACGAUAUGAAAGAAAAUAAUUCUAAAUUCAAUCUGACAUUUAAAACAUUAAAAACAAUGGAUGGUAGAAGAGUAGUAUUUGGAAAAGUUGUAUCCAAUCUUUCUGUAAUCCAUAAGAUUGAAGAAUGUGGCACAAAAUCUGGCAAACCAAUAAAAUCUAUUAUCAUAUCAAAUUGCGGAGUUCUACCAUCAAGAAGUAAUAUUUAUAAAUAAUAAAAAUAGUCUAAUGGUAUGUCAAUAUUUAUCCUUUAAUAAUUAGUAUAAUAUAGUUCAAUAUAUAACAAAUUUUAUCUGUAGUUUUAUAAGGCACCUUAAUGUAAAGAUUAGAAGUUAAAGACAGGAAAAUAUUAUGAAAAUGUUAAGAAAAUAUGAAGAAUUUCUUUUCCUUUUCCAUCUGAUAUAAAAUAUUAAGCUGGUAUCCUUUUGGGAUUUGAAUCGUACAUACGUCGCAUACGCUUCUUUAGUUCCUGGGGGAAUUUAUCAUAACAUUUCUUGCAUGCGGGUUUUAAAUCAAAUUCAAAGAAUUUCGUUUUUUGAUUCAUCUUCUGAUCACAAAACGCACAUGCAAAGUGAUGAACACACCAUGCCUUAUUUAAGGCUGUAAAAACUGAAAAUAUAAGAUUGCAGAUUUUAACAUUUCUUAUUAUAACUUAUCGAGUUUCAAUUCAAGUGUCUAAUUAUUAACAAAUGUUAUACUUACCAUCACCAGAAAUAACUUGAUUGCACACAAAGCAAAGAUUUCCAAAAAGUUGAUGAUAAUGCGUUUCACAAUAUGCAAGACCUUUUUUCUCAUAAUGGCGAUGCCCAAGGAAUGGCUUCUCACAUUUUGCACAUACAAAAUGUUCUACAUGCCAAUGUUUCCCUAAUGCAGUUACAACACGUUCUUCUAUAGGUCGAUGACAAGCACCGCAAAUAGGAAUGCCCAUUUUAUCAUGGCAUCUCAAACAAUAUAAUUCAUUCUAAAAAUGAAUGUGCAUAAGUGUUGAUAUGAUAUUUUUAUAUAUAUACAUAUAUGAAUUGUUAAAACAUUAAAAAUCUUUAUUUAUUAUUUUACCAUUUCAUUGGCAGCAUAACCUGGCCUAGAACGAACUUCCCUUGCAUCUGAAUUAAGUUCUAUUCCACAUGCUGUGCAAUUAAAGUGAUAUGGGUGGUAAACUUCACCACGAAAACGCAAUGGUUUAUCAUCAAUAACGCCACUGUUUGAAAAAAUUGAAAAAACUGCACGUUAAUAUUUAUUUUACAAAUCACAAUAUAAAAAAUGAAUAAAUAGAAGACAUACUGGCAUUGGUGACAAAUAUGCUUUCCAAGAGCACCAGCUUUUACACGAGCAUUACAGGUAUGGCAAAGAGCUCUGCCUUGGCAUUUGAUAAAACCUGCAUCUGCUAAUUCUCCAUUACAUUCUUCACACCGAAAACAUCCUGGAUGCCAGUUUGCAUUCAUUGCCUUUAUUACCCUACCAAUGACAAAUUCUCCUAAAAAGAUAUUAAUCAUUAUACCGUAUCUAGAGGAAUUUUAGAAAUUUAAUGCACGAAAGCAAAUAUAUACCACAUUUGCCGCAGCAAGGUGCAAAUAAAACAUGAAAAUCAUGCUCGCAAUAUUUGUAGCCUUCAAAUUCAUAAAAAAUUCCAUCUGGAAAUGGUCGAAAGCAUUGUGCACAUCUAUAACAUAAGAAUAGAAAAAAAAUCAAUAUCGUCGUUAUAACAAGGAUGUUGUUGAUUAUAUUUCAUAAUAUAUUUCAUAAUAUGUGUAACUAACACGAAACACUGAGGAUGCCAUAAUUCGCCAUGAGAAUUAACUAUCUUUUCGUGUGCCACAAAGCCCUCUCGGCAUCGAGAACAGAACAUAUGAUCCAGCGACAUUCCUGUAACGCUAUAAACAAAUAUCAUUUAUUUAGAAACCAUUAUAUUGUUCGAAAUAAUAGAUAAAUUAUUUACAAACUGAAACAAAACUUGAUCCAAGAGAGUUUUAUGACGAAAAUACUUGCUCGAUCAGGUGGACGGAAUAAAUAAAUAUUUAAUGAU